Molecule: messenger RNA, 626 nt
Organism: Drosophila albomicans
Lineage: Eukaryota; Metazoa; Arthropoda; Insecta; Diptera; Drosophilidae
Gene: Atg8a
Product: gamma-aminobutyric acid receptor-associated protein
Exons: 3
Coding region: 111-470 (119 amino acids)
Biological process (GO): autophagy of mitochondrion; cellular response to nitrogen starvation; autophagosome assembly
Cellular component (GO): cytosol; autophagosome membrane; autophagosome
Molecular function (GO): GABA receptor binding; ubiquitin protein ligase binding
Source: RefSeq, a predicted model, not a curated record
CAUAAGUGAAACACAUACGAGAGUGACAGCUUGCUUUUUUUUUGUUAUUUGGCCUGAAGAGUAUAAAGUGAAAACUGCGUUUCUUAUACAAUUAUUUAACAAGAACAAUCAUGAAGUUUCAAUACAAAGAGGAGCAUGCAUUUGAAAAGCGUCGCGCCGAAGGCGACAAGAUCCGCCGUAAAUAUCCUGACCGUGUGCCUGUGAUUGUUGAGAAGGCACCAAAGGCGCGCAUCGGUGAUUUGGACAAAAAGAAGUAUUUGGUGCCAUCGGAUUUGACUGUCGGCCAAUUCUAUUUCCUCAUCCGCAAACGCAUUCACCUGCGUCCCGAGGAUGCACUCUUCUUCUUCGUGAACAAUGUCAUUCCCCCAACAUCUGCAACCAUGGGCUCCCUUUACCAGGAACAUCACGAGGAGGAUUAUUUUCUGUACAUAGCCUACUCCGAUGAGAAUGUCUACGGCAUGGACAAGUAGAAAAUUGACUGCAUCUCUCCCAUGCAACAAACAACAACCUAUACAGAAAAUUCUAUAUAUACAUACAUACAUAUAUUUUACGUUUAGCAAUGCAGUUUAAAAUAUAAUGCAAAAAAAACGAAAAUGGAAAAGAAAAAAGAAUGAUAGCUAAACAAA